GUCGUCAUUCCCCCUGUACCCCCCUGUAAUCACCAUUCCGCUAGUGUUUUCCGUCGUGCGGUUUUAAUGCCAUUUGUGGGCUCCUCUCUCUGUUCUCAGGCCGUUUUUUCCACGUAAUUAUUUUUCAUCAAUUUUACGUGUGUGUUCAUCCAUAACUCUCAAUAAUAAUUAACUAGUCCUAUUAAUUGAUAUGUUAUUCAUCUGUGUUAUUCGAGUAGUUGUGGGCAAAUAAUUUGAGCCAAGGAGGCGAAGGCGUCAGGUGUAAAACGUAAAAAUUGAAGUAUUUCUGAGGUGCUUGAUGUUCGGGAAAGCGACGGCGGAGCGGGGGGAGUCCGCCAGCGUCCUCGUCUACGUGGUGGUAGAAUCCUAGAGGAUGCGAGAAAGGAAACCAUAAUAAAAGUAGAAACACAACGGCAACAAUUUAACGAGGACUUUUCCCAACUGGGUUACAUCACUCAAAGAAAAGAACCUCUCGAUUAAGCAGAGAAAAAAAAACAUACACCCGCCUCAUACAUAUUAUUAUUUUUGACGGCAAUACAAAGUACACCGUCUGCUAUUAUCCAUAUUUUGGAUUAUUCUCAUAUUUAAACGGGGGACUUUUUGAGUUCUAUUGAACGAUUUCCAUCGAGUUAUGGAGUUGAGAUUACAUUCACCAGCGGGAGCCGAGCCCAUCGUUUAUCAGUGGCCACUUACCUCUGGAUCGGGUUCUGAUCGUCAUGAUGGGGCACUGGACGUUGUGGAAACGAUGAGAUGGGUGUGUGAAGAUCUGCCAGAUUUAAAACUGCCGUUGGAAAAUAAUAUACUCGUUGAAUAUGAUACAAGGGAUUUUGAGAGCAUGAAAGCCCUCUGCGAUCGUUUCAAUAGGGCUAUUGACAGUCUCGUCCAACUCGAAAAGGGAACCAGUUUACCUUCACAGAGACUGAAUAAACGUCCAACUAGAGGGCUACUUCGUCAUAUUCUCCAACAAACAUACAAUCAAGCUGUUGUUGAGCCUGACAAGCUCAAUCAGUAUGAGCCGUUUUCACCAGAGGUAUAUGGAGAAACGAGUUAUGAACUUGUUUGUCAGAUGAUUGAUCAGAUUGAGAUAACUGAGGAUGAUGUUUUUGUGGAUUUGGGCUCGGGUGUUGGACAAGUUGUCUUACAAAUGGCUGCAGCAACUGUUUGUAAAAUUUGCCUUGGCGUUGAGAGAGCUGAUGUGCCUUCACGUUAUGCACAGGGUAUGGAAACAAAUUUUCGCAAAUGGCUAAACUGGUAUGGUAAACGAUGCGGAGAUUAUCGUCUUGUAAAAGGUGAUUUCCUCGCAGACGAGCACCGCGAAAGUAUUACUAGUGCAACAAUAGUAUUUGUCAAUAAUUUUGCAUUUGGUCCAACUGUUGAUCAUCAACUAAAAGAACGCUUUGCUGAUUUACGUGAUGGAGCUCGGAUUGUCUCGUCGAAAUCAUUCUGCCCGUUGAAUUUCCGAAUUACAGAUCGAAAUUUGAGUGACAUUGGUACCAUAAUGCACGUAUCUGAAAUGACUCCACUGAAAGGCUCAGUCUCUUGGACCGGCAAACCCGUGUCUUAUUAUCUCCACGUGAUCGACAGAACAAAACUUGAGCGUUACUUUCACCGAUUGAAAAACAACAGACUGGGUGGAGCAGAUAUUGAAAAUACUGAUUCUGUGAUAAACAACACUGCCAGUAACCAUAGUAAAAUAUCGGUCAGAUCAGACAGAGGUGAGAGAGCAAAGAGGGAUCUUUCGAGGCAACUAGAGAGUCCAAAUAAUAAUGAAUUAGUGGGUACAAAUAGUGAUUCAGACGUUGAUGAAAAUAUGAAGAGUAGACGUCAAACAAAGAUCCAUAGGAAAUUGAACAAAAAAGUGGCGGGACCGGCCAUUGUGAGACAACAAGCAACAAGGGGUAGGCAACGUGGUAGAGCUGUUAAGAAGAGUAAACCGAAGAAGGCAAUUAACAUAUCUGGGUUAGAUUUGCUGCAUAAUCAGACGCUGUUAAGUACUUCGCCACAAGCUAUUGGGAAGAAAUUACCUCCAGCACCGGGUUGUAUUGAUCAACAUCUUUCAUCCCUUUCGCUGUCUCUCCAGCCACAUUCUACCUCAGUUCACGAGGAGCUUAGCAUCCCCCCAGCACCAUCAGCAACACCUUAUGCAUUACAGAUACUCCUCGAUCUCUACAGGGACCAAUUUAUGCUUACCCUUGAGUCCAUGAGAACACCAGCCUAUAAACAAUCCGUUACUGCUGAUCUCACUAAAGAACGAGAACGUAAUUCAAAAUUACAAUCACGUGCUGCACAAUUGGAAAAGCAAAUUAAAGUGUUAAUCGAUGAUAGUGUAGCAUUACUUAAAGCACGCAUGACUGAGUUAGGGAUAAAUGCAACGUCACCUGGUGAUUUGCUUGCCAAAGCUAAAGAGAUCGUGCUGAGGCACAAGCAGCUGCAGGCUAAGGCCAGUAAGCUUCAGGCACAGGUGUCAUCGAUGGAGACUGAACAGUCACGACUUGCUGCACAGAGGCAUCAAGAGAUUCAAGAGAAAUAUAAUCUUCAGAAUUCACCAGCGGUAUUAACGCCUGAUUAUAUUCUUAAAGAAAUUUCACAGACUCUCUCGCAGAGAAAGAAGUUACAUUCACAGGUAUCAAAACUUGAGCACGAAUUGAAUGUUCUUGAGCGUACAACGACGGAAAAGCAAGCAGUUCUCUCUCAGCAACAGCGAGAAUCCCUAUCCAACAAACACUCUCAGAAUCAUCAUACACAGCACAACGGAAAAUCAACAUCGUCUCGCAAACACCGUGAUACUCGCUCACGUUCCCAAGAAUGGCCGGACGUUCCAGAUAUAGGCAAAAUACAGGAGAAUAAUCCAGAGAUUCUUGCCCAAAAAAUCCUAGAAACUGGACGUCAGAUUGAAGCUGGAAGGAUCCCAAGCCGUCAUAAUUCAUCCUCAAACCCUUCCAACAAUCGGCCACGUUUGCCCCAACCAAACUACAAUUUUUCCCCCUCUCACAAUCCACCGAGAGAACAAGCGAAUCGUGGUCAGGAACCGCCGAGAGUGGCAAAUUUUGAAGAUCGGUUGAAGAGCAUAAUAACGAGUGUAUUGAACGAAGAUCAGCAAAAUCGCACGAAGCAGCAGCAGCAGCAGAUGGCUCAAAUGACAUCGCCCUCAUCACAAUCCUCAGAGCCUGAUAGAAAACGUCAAGCACUACCUCCUAACGCUCCAGCUCCAGAUUAUACACAGGUAUCCCCAGCGAAGCUGGCCCUUCGUCGUCACCUGUCUCAAGAACGUUUGACCUCUCAUAUAUCAACCGAGAGACCGGUAGACUGUCGUCAACAACUCUCUGAGCCUCGAGCAAAUGCCCCUGGUCAUGGAUUGCUUGGAACAAGAACCAUUGGAGAUUUAGUGAGUGGUGAAAUUGAACGAACCCUCGAAAUAUCGAAUCAGUCGAUUAUAAAUGCUGCAGUCGACAUGAGUGGUAUCAUAAGACCAGAGACUGUUUAUUCACCAAUUUCUAGACCAGCAAGUGCUGAGGGUGACACUGGACUUGCCACAUUGGCACAUGUUGCCAGUUAUGCUCCAACUUCCUCAUCUGUAACUACACCCACAACCACACCAUCGAGAUCAUCAGUUUUAUUCACACCGGCUAAUCAAAAUCAACGUUACACACCAGUACAACUGCCAAGGGCUGACAUUAAACCCUAUCAUGAAUCAUACUUUGCUGAUAAUCCGCCCAUAAUAAAUCAGACACAAACAACGCAGCCCACAGCUUCACUUCAUUCAUCUCAAGGAGUCAAUGGUGAUGUACCUGUCGAGGGACUCGCUGCUUCUCUCCACGCUAGAAUACUUAAUAAUCACAGUGGAAAAAAUGAGCCAAACAGUCGAAGAUAUGCCCCCUAUCCUAGGUACAACACUGCUAGUGACAGGGUACCAUCGCCCCAAAUUCAACCUCCUGGUAUGAAAAAUGAAACGAGUGUUUCAUCAGUUAGCACUAGUGGUGCACCUCUCAGUCCACCCGUUGAACCACACUCUAAUACUUCGACACCUCUUGUUGACGAGCCUCAGAUGAGCAAUCAAAGACAAAGAAAUGGCAUUGGUGAUGAUGGAAAAAAUAUGUUGGCAACGGAAUUUUCAGACGGUGAAGCAGAUUGGCAAGAUCGCAUAAGUUCGGGUUUCGAUCGUUUGGUCGCAUUUGCUUCGACAGAGCUCGAUAAACGUCGAAGAUCAACUGAAGGGGUUAAUACGAGUCCGGACAGUGGGCUUGGAUCUGAUGCUGCAAUUGGUCCACCACCAGUUAUUCCAUCGCCCGAUGAAGCACUCGGACCACCGAGAACACCAUCACCCACGAGUCCACGUCCACCCAAUGCAUCAAAUAAUAGUACGUCGUCAUCAGUACCCUUGAAAUACCAACGUCAGCAGGAUCCUGAACGUCACCAUUUCAAGAAAAAAUUUUUUCAUCGCGAUUGGAAUAACUCGGGUAGUACUAGUAAAUUUCGACCAAAGGGAAAAGACUGGGAUUGGCAUAAUAAUUGCGGUCACUGGCCAUCGAAUGGCGAGCAGUCAUAACUCCGUAAACAAACUCGUUGUUCGUUUUUUAUUAAAAUGAAUUGCAUCUUUAGUCCAUUGUUUUCAUGUUUUUUUCGCAUUCAAACGAGAAUAUGAAUUUCUAUUUCACGAUUCAUGAAUAUUGAAGUUCGUUUAUGCCCAUUUUUGAGAAAAGACGUUACAGUAGGAAAAAACUUUAAGGUAAUAUUUUUAUGUUCUAUUUUUUAUUUACGCGUUUUGUCCUCUUUUGGUAGUUAAUUUUUGAAAAUUAUUUGACCGAUAGAAUUUCCCCCCCAUAUUACUCAUUGUUUAUGGGUAUUUAUUUCGAUAUACAAAUGCAGCACUAUUACAUUGAGGGAUGAAUUACCUUUAGAGAGAGACUGAUGCAAUGAUUAGUUUCUAAGUAUUCAUUAAGAAGGAGAUAAAAUGAGAUGAGAAACCUUUGUGUUCGUUGCAGAACGUUGUAUCACAGGAAAAUAUAAUAUUCCUUUAGUACGAUUUGUCACAUUCAUUUGAUGAUCAAUAAAAUGACUGAUGUGUUCAUAUUCUAAUUACUUGAGUGUAGAAAAAGAGUGAAAAAGACCGAAUGAAUCAGACUAGAAUAGGAAGAAAGGGAAAAAGCAUGUAAAAGUAGGAGCGUACAGUAUGUCCAAAGGUUUUCAAGUACUACCGGCGAAAUUGCGUGUCAUGCAGUUAACAUGAUUGAAUCACCAUCAAAUUAGGAAAUAUUAUGAAUAGAUUCAAGUGUGAAGUGAAUCUCAGACGCUUGUGCGAUUUGAACGAAAUAAGAUACAAAGACUUCUUAUAAAAAAAGAACAUUUAAACAUCAGAACAAAAUGCAAAUAAAGCGACAAAUAGUUGUCAUGUAGGCAUUUGCUAGAGAAUGAAAAGAAAAUUGAAAAAAUGGAAAGAACACUAGCAUGUUAAUACACUGCCGAAUAUUCUAUUUAAUUUUAGGGUGAUUAAUGAAAGAAAUAAUCAUGAUGAAUUAUUUAUUGUUUUAUUGGAAUAUUUUAAUACUAAGGUUUUUGUAACAAUCAAAAAUUAAUCUCUUAUUUAUUUAUCACCUUCCUCCUUGACCUAAUAUAAUUGCAAGAAUCGUUGAAUAGUAA
Molecule: messenger RNA, 5637 nt
Organism: Diachasma alloeum
Lineage: Eukaryota; Metazoa; Arthropoda; Insecta; Hymenoptera; Braconidae
Gene: gpp
Product: histone-lysine N-methyltransferase, H3 lysine-79 specific
Exons: 7
Coding region: 632-4546 (1304 amino acids)
Biological process (GO): DNA damage checkpoint signaling; regulation of transcription regulatory region DNA binding; DNA repair
Cellular component (GO): nucleus
Molecular function (GO): histone H3K79 methyltransferase activity
Source: RefSeq, a predicted model, not a curated record